Molecule: messenger RNA, 982 nt
Organism: Drosophila willistoni
Lineage: Eukaryota; Metazoa; Arthropoda; Insecta; Diptera; Drosophilidae
Product: U3 small nucleolar ribonucleoprotein protein IMP4
Exons: 2
Coding region: 55-951 (298 amino acids)
Biological process (GO): rRNA processing
Cellular component (GO): small-subunit processome; nucleolus; Mpp10 complex
Molecular function (GO): rRNA primary transcript binding; snoRNA binding
Source: RefSeq, a predicted model, not a curated record
CGACAAAAAAAAAGUAAACAUUGACUUAGCACGUGUUGUUAUAAAUUUAAAACCAUGCUCCGAAAACAAGCCAGACAGCGAAGAGAAUAUUUAUAUACUAAGGCGCGAGAUGAACGCGUUCAAGCAAAGAAGAAGCUUCAAGAAAGCAUUGAAAAUAAUAUAAAAACUAAUAAACCGGUCAGUUCUGCAAAUAUAACCAAAGGCUUCACUGUGUACAAUUCGCUGAAGUAUGAUAUUAAAGGCGGAGAAAACGCAGCUGUUAAUGAUGAGUAUACAUACGCUGGUUGUGAAGACCCAAAAAUCAUGUUAACCACAUCGCACGAUCCCUCAUCGCGAUUGAAAAUCUUUAUGAAAGAACUUCGCCUGAUUUUUCCCAAUGCCCAGCAGAUGAACAGAGGCAAAUACAAAUUGAGCACCCUGAUGCAUGCUUGCCGUGCCAACAAUGUGACGGACUUUAUAAUUGUACAUGAGCACCGUGGUGUACCGGAUGGCCUCGUAGUUUGUCACCUUCCCUAUGGACCCACUGCAUUUUUCAAUAUAUCUGAUGUUGUGAUGCGGCAUGAUAUUCCUGAUAUUGGCAAAAUGAGCGAGCAAAAGCCUCAUUUAAUAUUUAACAAUUUCAAGAGCACCAUUGGCUUAAGAACUGUCCAAAUACUGAAACACUUAUUUCCGGUGCCAAAGGAAAAUUCUCAAAGAGUAAUCACUUUCUUAAAUCACAAUGAUUCGAUUAUAUUCCGACACCAUCAAUAUAAAUACGUAAAUAGAGAAUUGGAGCUUAAAGAAGUUGGACCGAGAUUUCAAUUGAAGCUAUAUCAAAUUAAACUGGGAACAUUGGAGAAUAUUAAAGCAGCCGAUUCCGAAUGGGUUAAUCGUCCAUAUUUGAAUACAUCUGUAAAAAACAAAAUAUUUUCUAACGAUUCUGGCAUUCCAAAUAAGGAGUCGACGGAUUAAAAUAAAUUGUAAUAGUAUAUUUUUCAAAUUA